AUACAGGAAGUGUGUCAUCAACAAGCGACGCUCCAAUCCUGAGUAGACGGCGUACACACGCUAGUGUUGUUAGCCUACAUUUUCAAUCUCUCCCACUAAAACAAAGAAAAUUCGUCAACAUGGCUAUGCAAGCAGCGAAACGUGCGAAUAUACGACUGCCUCCAGAGGUCAACAGAAUCCUCUACAUUAGGAACCUUCCCUAUAAGAUCACAGGGGAGGAAAUGUAUGAUAUCUUUGGAAAAUAUGGACCAAUACGGCAAAUCAGAACAGGUAACACACCGGAAUCAAGAGGAACAGCCUAUGUGGUUUAUGAAGAUAUUUUCGAUGCCAAAAAUGCUUGCGAUCAUCUGUCCGGCUUCAACGUCUGCAACCGCUACUUGGUUGUUCUGUACUACAACGCAAACAGGGCAUUCCAGAAAAUGGACACAAAAAAGAAAGAGGAACAGUUGAAGCUCCUAAAAGAAAAAUAUGGCAUCAACACAGAUCCCCCAAAGUAGAAUUCAUAAAAUGUCUCUCUUUUUUUUUUUUUAUUCUGUUUUCCUUGCAAUUUGUGUCAACUACUUUCACAUUCAUAACCAUAGACAUCAAUUUUUUUUAAAUUUGUGUUCUGUUAAUAUAAGGGGUUAUUUUUAUGCAGAGGUUAAAAUUGUUACAUUGGAAAUAAAGUGCAGGAAUGCUGUUUUGCUUCCUGAGACUUGGUUUUAACCUGUAUUUAGAUUUUUUUUGUAACAAUUUGACCUAGAAAUGAAUGUUUCCUCUUCUUUUUUUAGCGAUCAUUGACUUUAAAUUAGCUUUGAUCGAUAUUAUGUUGCACUGUCUGUAAAAUAAAAGUUCUUUCUCAGAAUU
This is a messenger RNA of Syngnathus acus (greater pipefish), 846 nucleotides long. RefSeq names its product splicing factor 3b, subunit 6 (gene sf3b6). Lineage: Eukaryota; Metazoa; Chordata; Actinopteri; Syngnathiformes; Syngnathidae. Gene Ontology annotation, cellular component: ribonucleoprotein complex; nucleus; cytoplasm. Gene Ontology annotation, molecular function: mRNA binding. Bases 120 to 497 code for a protein of 125 amino acids. The transcript has 4 exons. The record is from RefSeq and is a predicted model, not a curated record.